Melanotaenia boesemani (Boeseman's rainbowfish) is the source of this 1445-nucleotide messenger RNA. It is a transcript of the gene aptx, whose product is annotated as aprataxin. Gene Ontology annotation, molecular function: mismatched DNA binding; single-stranded DNA binding; single-strand break-containing DNA binding. Gene Ontology annotation, biological process: double-strand break repair; single strand break repair. The coding region runs from base 79 to 1080 and encodes 333 amino acids. Gene Ontology annotation, cellular component: nucleus. Lineage: Eukaryota; Metazoa; Chordata; Actinopteri; Atheriniformes; Melanotaeniidae. The record is from RefSeq and is a predicted model, not a curated record. The transcript has 7 exons.
UUUCCUGUUACGCCAUUCCUCUGCGACGAGACGGCAGUUCUGUCUAGCGCAUGUAGAAGCACAACAAAAAAUGAUAAAAUGCCAACUUGCUGGCUCAUUAGUGAGGAGGGUCAUCAUAAGCCCAUUCAACUGCCUCAUUCACAGACAGUUGUCCUGGGUAGGGGCCCCGAAACGACCAUCAAAGACAAAAAGUGCUCUCGACAGCAAGUUGAACUGAAAGCUGAGUGCAACAAAGGUUAUGUCAAAGUUAAACAGCUCGGCCUAAACCCCACCUCUGUAGACUCUGUGGUGGUGAGCAAAGGCAAUGAGGUCAAAAUAAAGCCUGGACAAAAGCUUUAUAUUGUCAAUCAGCUGUAUCCAUAUACUGUGCAGUUCAAAGAGGACCCAAGUGGGAACCACAGUGGCACCAAAAGACCAAGAGAGGCUAAUUUAGAGGACAGUGGAAGCCUGAAAGAGGUUCAGAGUGUAAAAGUGGCAAAACAGAUGGAAAAGGACCCUCUGUCUGUCAGCCAUGGAGAAGCCACAAAAACAAAUGAAAGUUUUGGACACUGGAGCCAAGGCUUGAAGAUUUCAAUGCAAGACCCAAAGAUGCAGGUGUACAAGGAUGAUAAAGUUGUUGUGAUUAAAGACAAAUACCCCAAAGCUCGCUACCACUGGCUAGUCCUUCCAUGGCAGUCAAUUCCAAGUUUGAAGGCUUUACGUCAAGAGCACUGUGAUCUGGUCAAACACAUGCAGCAAGUUGCUGACAACAUGGUUCAGCAGUGCCCAGAUUCUAGCUCACUACGCUUCCGCACAGGCUACCAUGCCAUCCCAAGUAUGAGUCAUGUUCACCUCCAUGUGAUCAGCCAAGACUUUGACUCUCCUUGUUUAAAAAACAAAAAGCACUGGAAUUCCUUUACAACAGACUAUUUUAUGGAUUCUUGUGAUGUCAUUCAGAUGCUUGAAAGAGAUGGAAAGGUCACCGUAAAAGAAGGCACCAGUGAGUUGUUGAAACUGCCUCUCCACUGCCACGUGUGCCGGAAAGAGCUUCCCACUAUACCUGCUCUGAAGGAGCACCUGAAGUCUCACUUUCCCAGAUAAAAACGUUACCAGAAACAACUGCUUAUGUUUAGGAUUUUCGUGAUUUUGAUAAGCAUUUUGGUCUUUUUUGUAUAAUCUUGAGUUUCAUUUAGCAGUAAUAAUUAUUUUACCGGACGACGAUAUGUGUCUUAAGCUUCAGUUGUGUUUCAACUUUUCACAUUUUCUUAUGACUCAGAGGAAGGUCGGUGUCCAGGUGCACAUUAUUCACUGUGGAUACGAGCUGUUAUAAGAGUCAUCCAAAAGAUUUAAUUUUUGUUAGUAUAUUUUCACAUGUUCCAAGUUUACAUUAUAUAUUGAAUGUUUUCCAAGAAUUAUAUACUGUUUUUUCACUUAAACUGAAAGAUAAAUGUUUGUUAUAAGCCUAA